Molecule: messenger RNA, 1435 nt
Organism: Trichomycterus rosablanca
Lineage: Eukaryota; Metazoa; Chordata; Actinopteri; Siluriformes; Trichomycteridae
Product: kinetochore-associated protein DSN1 homolog
Exons: 12
Coding region: 1-1023 (340 amino acids)
Biological process (GO): mitotic sister chromatid segregation; cell division
Cellular component (GO): MIS12/MIND type complex
Source: RefSeq, a predicted model, not a curated record
AUGGCGGAGCGUCAAAAUGAAAAGUUUGAUGAGGGGAGUGAGGAUGUGGAUAUGAACUGCACGAGUACUCCAGCUGAGCUUUCUCAAGGAACCAAAAGACCAUUAGACAGAAACCCAAGCCCAGAACCUCCACCAAAGUCUCCUCGCACUUCAUGUUCCGACUUGGUCGUCCCUCCAUUGGAAGCAGAACAACCAGAUGACCAAAAGCCAAUCUCUGCAGAGGUAGAGGAAAAGAAAGAGACGAUGGCGGCUGAGGUUACAGCUCCUGAUGUUAGCCCUCGCUCGCGUAGGAAAUCUUGGAGGAGGUCGACAAGAGGCAGGAGGUCACUGCCUGCCCUUCCCAACACCUCCCAGUCUCUGUGUAAAUCAAUCAGCUCAGAUCUAAGUGAUGACGAGAGGCUGGAAAAACUCAUGGAAGCUGCAAUGCAGUUUACAGUUAAGAGACUACAGAACACUCUGCUUACUCUCCCUGGUGCUGAUAUGGAGUCAUUUCAGACACAAGUUAAUUCCUUGCAGAAGGAGUGGAAUAUUCUAGCUAAAACCAUUAGUGAAGAAAAUUUGGUUUCAUCUUCAGGUACUAGCAGUGAUCCUGCGGUUCAAAGAUCUGUUGAGCGCACAAAGGAGGCCCUCAGCAGGUUGCAGGCAGAGAGUUCCUCUUGGGAAGCCCUGCUACAAAAACAUCGCUGCAGAGCAGAGGAACUGGCCAAGCAGGUGGAGCUGGGAAAGGAAAAGGGUGUGACACUGAACCCCUCUGUCGAACAGUCAUCACAGAGCAAACUUAUCCUGAGUAAACCUGAUUACCAAGCAGUGCUGCACAGACAGCAGAGAGUUCUCAGAAAUAUGGAGCUGGUGUUGGAUUCGCAGUGUAUGAUGAUGAGGGGGCUGUUAUCCUUCCAAGAGCAUUCUCAAUCACUGGUCAAGGAGACUAGCUCCAGAUUAGCUGAGACCGCUGGAUUGCAAGAUCUGCCGCCAUCCCCAGUGAGACAGCUCCUAAACGGCCCAAAGUCUGCUACAUCUUCCUAAUUAUGAUGGCUGGACUGAUCCACAGCAGACUGUGUGCGUGUGGGUGUCACACGGCUCCCAAUGUUUUUGCAACAUGGGUUCAAACCUUGCCUUGGGUCACCGUUUUAUCCAGGUAUUUCAACCCGGAAUGAACUUGCUGAUGUGUUUAUAAAUUGCCACCUUAAAAAAGAGACUUUACAUUAAUCUGAUGUUUCAUUCAUAUGAAAUUAGAAGAACUGAGGUGACCUUAACAAAUAAAUGUGUUGUCCAAAUGUCUCUUAUUUUUGAUGUUUUUUUGUACCUGUUAGACUUUAGCACUAGAAUUAUGAUACACAUUACUGUUCUGUUCUAAUCCUUUUUUCAUUUAAUUAAUUAAAUAAAACACAUUUUCUGUUUCAUGUAAAAUAAUUGAAUCUUUUGGAUAGUAAUUGAU